GUUAUUACUAGAGAAAAUACACCAACCUUUUUCACAAUGGCAUCAAACUCAAUGUCUUCUUAUGGAUCUGGCUCAUGGACUGUUAAGCAGAACAAAGCCUUUGAGCGUGCUCUAGCAACCUAUGACCAAGACACUCGUGACCGUUGGUAUAAUGUUGCUAGAGCUGUUGGUGGAACAACACCUGAUGAAGCUAAGAGACAAUAUGAUCUUCUGGUACGUGACAUCGAAAUCAUCGAGAAUGGGCAUGUACCAUUCCCUAACUACACGACUACUGGAGGCAGAACCAAAGGCAGGCUGCGUGAUGAGGAAAAAAGGAUGAGAAACAUGAAGCUGCAGUAAAACAAGAAGCAACAAAGCCUAAACUAUUUAUGAGCCAAAAAGAAAACUAGGCAUAUCAUCAGUUUCAACAAAGUCUGACGAGUUUAUGUUUGUAUAUUUACUUCCCAUGUUUUCUCCAGCCUUAGAAUCUACUACUAGCUAGGGUUCUUCGUAAUGGGAAAGCAAAUUGUCUGAAUCAAUUAAAUGUUGAU
Messenger RNA from Raphanus sativus (radish), 530 nucleotides. RefSeq names its product protein RADIALIS-like 2. Gene Ontology annotation, molecular function: DNA-binding transcription factor activity. The coding region runs from base 37 to 339 and encodes 100 amino acids. The transcript is spliced from 2 exons. The record is from RefSeq and is a predicted model, not a curated record. Lineage: Eukaryota; Viridiplantae; Streptophyta; Magnoliopsida; Brassicales; Brassicaceae.